Alosa alosa (allis shad) is the source of this 2021-nucleotide messenger RNA. RefSeq names its product IGFBP domain-containing protein. Bases 1032 to 1730 code for a protein of 232 amino acids. Gene Ontology annotation, biological process: regulation of cell growth; regulation of signal transduction. Lineage: Eukaryota; Metazoa; Chordata; Actinopteri; Clupeiformes; Clupeidae. Gene Ontology annotation, cellular component: extracellular region. Gene Ontology annotation, molecular function: insulin-like growth factor binding. The transcript has 4 exons. The record is from RefSeq and is a predicted model, not a curated record.
UUGUGCAAACACUAUCUGCAUACAAUUAACUGUGUUUUCCUUGCGGUCCCUGGGACAGCUCAGUAUAAUUUGUUGUGAUGAGAUAAUUAGUAUCUCCAAUUACCUAGUCAUUGUUGUUAAGGUUUGGGUGUAGGACUUAGGUCAUGUGACCAUUCCUACACCUCUCUACCUGGUAAAUGUGCUCACCUGUGUUUGUCUAGCAUGCUGAUGAAAACUGUAUGGUAGAAACGCGUUGGCAUGUAACCAAUGCUUUUUAUAUUUAUCAGGACUGCCUCAAUUUGUCUGUUUUUUCAUUAAAGUAAUAAAGUAGCCUCACACUUUACAGUUUCUGAGUGUUUAGAUACACAACACGUCAGACAGCACAGAUCUCAUGUCGAAGCUGACUCUGAAGUGCAGGUGUGCCUGCAGGUGAAUGAAACUGGGAUUUUCAAGGUCAUGAGGCGCUGGUGUAAAGACCCUUGCUUAAGGUCGCCACUUUGACCUUGGAGACAUCUAUGUCAGUGUGGAGUUGCAUUGCCUGAAGCCAGACGCGUGGCGUUUUAUUAUGACCCUGGUGGCGGAGAGAGGCGUGCGUUAGGCUGCACAGAUAACCUGUCAGUGUUGCAGCCUUGUCCUUGCUGGUGGCGGGGUCAUUAUCUUGAUCAUCUAAAUUGCCCCCUAAAUUGGUCACAUGACCUGCAUCACAAAGGGUCCAGUCUUUUUGCAUUGAUUGAACUUAUCUAAAACGACUCAAAAGGAUGAAAUGGUUUUAGGACAAAAAGAAAACAACAGGGAGAUUGUAAAGAUAAGGCCUGGGGAUAAUUAACAACAGAUUCGGACGAGGAGAACUUACUGUAAUACUCCCGCAUCGAUUGGCUGUCAGGGGGGUGGAGGUGUGUGUGUGUGUGUGUGUCCCCAUAACGGAUGAACAGUGCCGUGUGUGUGUGUGUGUGUGUGUGUGUGUGAGAGAGAGACCUUCCCUAUAAAAGGUGGCUGCAGGUCAGGGCAGUUCUGUGUUGGGGUUAGGGUUAUGACUGUGCUGCUCUGCUGUGAUGGAUGUCUCUCUGGGCUGUGUGCUGUCACUCUUCUGGUUGCUGGGCGCGUCCACGGCAUGGGCUCUGGCGGACUCGGAUGCUGAGGAGACUCAGCCGUCGUCAUCGGCAACCCUUCUGCAGGCUCUGCACUGCCCGCCCUGUGAGCGGAUCCACUGUUCUCCGCUGCGCACCCUCCAGCUCACGUGCAAGGGCGGCGUCACCACGGGGGUGUGCGGCUGCUGCCCCACCUGCGCCAGGCAGGCGGGCGAGAGCUGCGGGGGCAGCUGGGACUACCUGGGCAAGUGUGACCAGGGCCUGGUUUGUGUGAUCGAGGGGGCCGAACACGACACUGCACGCAAAGGUGGCGUCUGCAAGUCAGUGCUGGAUGUGGACACCUGCCGACCGGACUGCACCUGGGAGUUCUGUCAAGCCAACCCGCAUGAGAUCUGCUCCGGCAGGCAUGUGUCCCUGGGGAAGCAGGACUGUCAGGGCUCCUGUCAGCACACAUCCUGCUCCAGCUGCCUGGUCCUGCAGCCGCCCCGCUGCCCCCAGUCCUGCGGCGCCACCGACCCGGCCUGCCUGCAGAACUACGGCCGCUGCGUCAGCCGCCACCUGGCCCACACACACCACCCCCCCACCUGCCACCAAACCCUACAGAGCAACUUUGAGGGCUACUUCUUGUGUAUGGUGCCUCCCUGCCUGAACACGGUCCAAUGAUCAACUUCCUCUUCAAGGGACCCCAGCAGACAACGUUUCAGAAGAAUGUAGCAUGGACCAAGAUGGCAGCUUUGUAAAAUUUGUUUGAACUUUACAAGUGUGAUUAUAGUUGUUUGUUUGUUUCUGUGUAUCUUAACAAAUCUGUCUUAGAAGUCCUACAUUGUGAUUGCAAACACAUGUAGGCUACAGGCUAAUUUGAUGGAAAGUUUUAAAAUAUUAAAACUAAAGUGUAAAGUAAUUUCAUGUUUUUUUUAUUAUUAUUAUCCAUUGCACUUUUCUAAAUAAAGAACA